Molecule: messenger RNA, 766 nt
Organism: Corylus avellana
Lineage: Eukaryota; Viridiplantae; Streptophyta; Magnoliopsida; Fagales; Betulaceae
Product: profilin-1
Cellular component (GO): cell cortex
Molecular function (GO): actin monomer binding
Source: RefSeq, a predicted model, not a curated record
UAGAAGACCACAGAGAAGAUAUAACGAAAAACCCACCCAGCAUCUGCGAAAACAUAUAGAGCCUUUGAGACUGCAAGAACCAGAAAUACCUAAAGCAAAUCCCAGACGGAAAGAAGAAGAAGAAGAAGAAGAGAAGAUGUCGUGGCAAACCUACGUAGAUGAGCAUCUCAUGUGCGAAAUCGAAGGCAAUCGCUUGGCGGCCGCGGCCAUCAUCGGCCAUGACGGCAGCGUUUGGGCUCAGAGCUCUACUUUCCCUCAGCUCAAGCCUGAAGAAAUAACUGGCGUUAUGAAUGACUUUAAUGAGCCCGGAUCACUUGCUCCAACCGGACUGUACCUUGGUGGCACAAAGUACAUGGUGAUCCAAGGCGAGCCGGGAGCUGUUAUUCGAGGGAAGAAGGGCCCUGGUGGUGUUACCGUCAAAAAGACUAGUCAGGCCUUGAUCAUUGGUAUAUAUGAUGAACCAAUGACUCCUGGUCAGUGCAACAUGAUUGUUGAAAGGCUUGGUGAUUAUCUUAUCGAUCAGGGUCUCUAAUUGCCUUGUGAAAUAAAAUUACAAAUUAUUAUGAGUCGUGGGGACUGUGCUUGAAGCCAAAUGUUUGGUGCUUGAGUAGUGAUGACUAAGGUCUCGGUCUUUAUCUUUGUACCCAUUUGAUGGGAAGUAUUAUGAUGAUUUUCUACCGAGUUAUUUCUCUACAUUACUGUGGAUUUCAUCUAAUGGACGUGGUAUAUUGAUUGGCAUAAAUCUACAGCUACUCUUUUAUCUUGA